UGAGCGGGGUGGAAGGAAGGGCAGGCCGGCCUAGGGCCUGGGAGCUGGGGCUCUGCUGGGGGCAGAGAAGAUUCCUAAGUCCGGAGGAAGGAGGUUGGUGGGGGGUUCUGAGGAAUCCACAGCCCGGGACUCAGAGCACAGUCUGCACAGACAGCCCCGUGGGGCUCAGACACUAUGGAGCACGGAGCCACUGGGAGCUCUGCAGCCACUGGCGGGGCCCGGGGCACAAUCUUUAUUAGAACCUUAACUGGUCACAUGGGGGCUGUGGAUGUGUGUUGGGAUGACACCGGGGAGGACCUGAAGAGGAAGGCGAUAGAGGAAAACAUCCACCUUUACGAUGUUGACGGGUUUAGACUGAUAUUCGCAGGCAAACAGCUUGAAGAUGCCAGGAGUCUGCAGCACCAAGGGCUGACCAAUCACUGCACUGUCCAUGCAGUGCGGCGCUUGCGCGGCGGUGGCGAUCCAAGCUUCCUUCCUCCGGUCUUUCACUUUCCUGCUGUAACUGCACAAGGCAGAGAGGGAGCCCAGCCACAUUCCUCAUCUCCAGACAAAACAGAACCUGAGGAACAAACACCUAUGCAGAGACAGCACAAAGAAAAUGCAAAAAGAGCUGUGGCUGAUCUUAGAAAUUCCACCUUACGAAAGGAAAACUGCAAGCAGUGCACCAGCAAGAUCCUACCAGAGGUAACGCCAGAGAUUGUUCCAGGCACAGAGGAGAACAGGACCGUGUACAGAGCUCGCAUCCCCAGCGCUGGCUCCUUCCGCUGCUCCAAAACGGGGCUUGGCUUUGAGGUGAGCGCAGCAGUGACCGUCGAGUACGAAUACGGCUCCUGGGCGGAGAGUCUGAGCCCAUCUGCCAGGCAGGAGUGGAUGGUCGCCGGCCCCCUGUUCCACAUCAGGGCCGAGCCCGACACGGUGCGAGCCGUGCACCUCCCCCACUUCGUGUGCCUUGCAGCUUUGGAAACAGGGGCUGCUAAAAGGGCAUUUCACAAGGGAGUUUUCCCGGUGAAGGAGGAGCAAAUACAGCAUCUGUGGAGAGAGGAUUUAAGUUCAUGCCAAAUCGCCCAUUUUGAAGCUGGCCACAUGACCCUGGAAACUCCAACAAGAAUCCAUCUCUUCCAUGUUGUCCUAGAAAAUCCCAGCUUCUCCCAGCUUGGCGUGCUUUGGAGAAAGAUACGUUCAACCAUAACGUUUAUUCCCAUCCAUUCCCUUGUGCUGAUCUACCGGGCACUCAGGGCUGCAGACAUUACACUCCACCUCUACCUGAUACCCAACGACCACUCACUCAGGAAGGCCAUUGAAGAAGAAGAAACGAAGUGGGAGUCAAAGCUCAUUCUCAAACCUCCUCAGACCAAUGCGCUGUACUUUGGAUCUCAGUAUGAGGUGUCUGGUACAUCAGAGCUAAAGAUAACUCCUGACCAACUGGAGCUCUGCUAUAGAAGCCCCGCAGACCAGCAGCCUUAUAUUGAGCUCUACAUGACGGAUCUGGAGGAGGAAAUCAAGCUUCACAUGAAAGACAGAAAAGACGGGAAAUUGGUUUGGAAGACGUUUGUGAGGCCAGGGGACGUUAAAAUUCCUGCAGCAUCGUCCCAAACACUCACAGCUCGAGGCGUGUCCUUUGUGAAGAAGCACCGGGAGCAGCUCCGUCGUCGAAUGGGAGCGAUCCAUCCCAUCCUGGCUCGCUUACGGGACAUAGAGGCAAUGAACAGUGAUGAAGAGGAGGAGGUGCUUAGUAUGCAGUCCAGGAGAAAGGGGAUGAACGAGGCCUUACUGCAGCUGGUUGAGCGGAAGGGAGCUCAGGCCCAAGAAGAACUCUACCAGACUCUCAGAGAGACGGACCCUUUCCUUGUACUAGACUUGGAGAAAUCCAGCUAGGGCCUGGAGAUGCCGCUAACAGCCACCUGUGCUCCUGGCUGUGCCACCGCCAGUCUGGGGUGUGAACAUAUUCUUACCUUUGUUAUUUACGCAGCAACAUAAAGCUGGUUUGAUACGA
Messenger RNA from Mauremys reevesii (Reeves's turtle), 1993 nucleotides. RefSeq names its product caspase recruitment domain-containing protein 8-like. Gene Ontology annotation, cellular component: canonical inflammasome complex. Gene Ontology annotation, biological process: regulation of apoptotic process. Gene Ontology annotation, molecular function: protein binding. Lineage: Eukaryota; Metazoa; Chordata; Testudines; Geoemydidae. Bases 175 to 1875 code for a protein of 566 amino acids. The record is from RefSeq and is a predicted model, not a curated record. The transcript has 12 exons.